AUGUCGUCCAACAACACCUCGGCCAGUGUCUCCAUCGAUAAGUUCGAUGGGGACAACUACUCAACCUGGUGUCGCUACAUGCGCGGCGUGUUUCUGACGAAGUCAGUCUGGUACGUCGUGAACCGCGAAACGUCUCCAACCUUCACCGACACGCGAGCUUCCGACGAGUACGUCAAGGCGAGCAACAUCGCGUUCGGGUUGAUGUUGCUCCACAUGGACGCCGACUACCACCAUGUGGUCGACAACUGUGAAGAAGCAUGGACAGCGUGGUCGCGGUUGAAGAUGCUCUAUGGUGGGUCGCAGAAGGCGGGACGCAUCUACCUCAAGCGCCAGCUGUUCAGCAUCAAGAUGGCGGAAGCUCACAGCAUCGGUGCCAAGAUGGAAGACGAAGACAUUGCGAUCUGCUUGCUGCUCAGUCUCCCGAAGAGUUUCGAGAACGUGGUUCUGAACUUGGAGAUGAGCAAUGCAGAGCUGCGCACGCAAGAUGUGGUCAAGGUGCUGACUAACGAGCACAUCAAGCGACAAGGCGAGAAGAUGACAACGGCAACGACAACGGUGAAGACUGAAGAUGCGACAAAGGCAUUCAGUACCGAGCGCAAGCCCUACCAAUACACAUACUGCGGCAAGGUGGGGCACACGGCAGAGCGUUGCUGGACGAAGCAAAAGGAUGAAAGUCGAGGAGCCCAACGCGGCGGCAAUGGUCGUGGACGCGGGGCAAACAAUGUCCAGUGGCGACAUUAUGAUGAAGGCAACAGCUACGAUCGAGUGGCGUUUGCAGUUUCGUUCGAAUGCGAGAGUUUCGACGAACAAGAAUGGACCAGGAAUGUGGGCCGUUGA
Peronospora matthiolae is the source of this 837-nucleotide messenger RNA. The record is from the annotation of a GenBank genome assembly. Lineage: Eukaryota; Oomycota; Peronosporomycetes; Peronosporales; Peronosporaceae.